Molecule: messenger RNA, 3196 nt
Organism: Durio zibethinus
Lineage: Eukaryota; Viridiplantae; Streptophyta; Magnoliopsida; Malvales; Malvaceae
Source: RefSeq, a predicted model, not a curated record
CUCAAAAGUUACUAAAUAUAUAGGCUUAAAAUUUUGUCAACACCUACAUUCCAAACAUAUUAUUACACAUAUUUUUGAAACACAAAAAUCAAAACAAGAAAUAGUAAGAAAUUUGGAUACGAGCAUGAGGCCAAGAAGUACUGGGAUUUCCGGAGCUGACCGUCCACAACAGCAACCUGCUCAGACUUUCAAACCCAAAUCAGAAUGGAAGCAUGAAGAAGCAGCAAGUUUUUUAUUUGUUUAUCUUCCUGGAUUUACAAUGGACCAAUUAACAGUAACACCUGACUAUUCCAACCGAACAGUAAAGGUUGAAGGCAGUCGUCGGCUUCCAAAUAGCAGAUUAUUGCCUGUAGACGAAACUGCCAAUAUUCCUGAAGAAUUUGACUUGCCUAAAAUGGACAUACAAUUUGGACGAGGCGUUCUUAUGCUUAAAUUUCCGAGGAAUAUUGUUCUCCCUCAACAACAAACUACGGAUGAAACAAUGGAGGAGGCCCCCAAGCCUCAAGAAACAGUAGUUGACUCGAUGACUCGACAGGAUGAAUGGACUGAUCAUUCGACCAAAACAUCUACGACUGUUCUCCAGAAACAAACCCUAGAUACAGCAGUAGUCGUUCCUCCGGUAGCAACUACCGUUGACGAAAAGAGUGCUAUGACAGCUUCUAAAAGUGACGAAGAAGAGUUGGUUGAAAGGAAAGUCGAGAAAGAUGACAAUUGGAAACCAGCUAAAGAAAGCCGUGAGAAUGUUGUGCAGAAUGAUUGGGUGAAUGAAGAGGGAAGUAAAGAACAAAGCAAGAAAUCAACCAUGCCUUCAGCAACGGCUGUUGGUAAGGUUGAAGAGAAGAAAAAGGAAAAGAAUCUGAAAUCGGCCAAUGAUUCUGCUGAUGCAAAAGCAAAGCAAUCAGGAAAGGAAAAUAUAAAUGCCGAAGGCAUGAAGGAACCGAAUGAAGAUAGGAAAUUGAUAAUCAAUAUUGGCGCAGCAGUCCUGAUCAUAAUGGGACUAGGAGUUUCUCUAUUUUAUACCUUAGGUAAUAAACUAGGUAUCUAGAUCUUUGGAAUCAAAAUGCACUGUCAUACUUCAUGUUAACCAUGUGGUGCAAGACACUUGGAGCUCUCUAUUGCAAUACAAGUCAUAUUUUAGAUAGUCUGAAAAUUAUUAAUUCACUACUGGUAAAAUAAGGUUUUGGCUAUCUAAACAUUUACUGUUUAAUAAUUGGUACAUGCAUGAUGAAUAGAACUGAUAUAUACAAUGACAUGAUAUAAAAAUGGUAUUAAAAAAAUAACAAUUUAAAAAGUUUAGCAAAAAAUGAUAUAUGAAUUUAACGAAAACCAAAAAAUAUAUUUUUUGUUUGACAUGUUGACAAGAAAUGUAAUGCAACAAUAUUCAUAUUUUAUGUGUUAGAUACGAAAUAAAUAAAGAUACACAAAUGACCAGGCUUAAUUGACGGACGAUGAAAGUAUAACGAUCUAUUACCAUAUAUAAGUUGAAAUUUAAAUCCAUACUUGUAAAAAGCUUUUUAUAAGAUAAAACCAUGAAACUUUCGGUUCAAAACAGACAAUACCUUACAAGUUGAAUGUAAAUUUUCACAAAUACUAUUAGAGCGAAGUGGAACAAAACCUAAAUGCUACAUCAAAAUAACUAAGUACUACAUGUGAAAACCACCUCUAAAACCCCAACAUCCGAUGUGAUCUUAAUUUUGUGUUUUAUAUGUUAAAGCCAACUCUAAAAUCCAACAUCCGAUGUGAUCUUAGUUCUGUGUUUUAUGUGUUUUGGGUUGAAUUUGACAAAAACAUCAAACUUUAAUGAGGAGAGCUUUUGACAUCCCAAUUGAAUGCAAAUCUUCAUAAAUGAUAUCAAAAUAAAUCCUCAAAAUCUCCCGAUAUCAUAUUAGAAUAAAAUAAUGCUCCUCUACCUUGAUAGAGAACCAUGAUAUUGAGUGACCUCUACUAGAAAAAAGCCUUAAGCUAUUAAACUCAACUAAUUAAGCAGUUAAACAAUAACGAGAAGCCUAGUUAGGGAGGAAAAUAGAGACAACACUUCUAAUAUACAUGCUAAUGAUUGCUUCAAACUUUCAAGACUAACCUAAAAUGGUAGUCAUAAUUCAAAAAACAUAUCCGAAGACCAAGAUGCGCUAUUGAUAAUAUGAAAAUUUAAUCUUCAUUAUUACUUGAUUAAUUGACUUUGUUUAUUUUAAUUAAGCCUCUUUUUUUUAGAAUAAAAAGUAAUUUAAGUAAUUACACCAAAUCCAUUAGAUAUUUUUCUAUCAUGUAUAGAAAGUAAAUUACUCAUUUGAUUAGCUAUUUUUUAUGCAUGAAAAUCUCAGAUUUUAAGGCUGAGAAUAUUCAAUCUGCUUAUAUAUUUUCAUGCAAUUCUAGCAUUGUAAUAAAAAAAAUAUAAAAGAAUAAAAUAAAUUUAUUCUAGAGAUUUCUUCAUGGUAUCAAAGCACGAACUGAACUUUUAAAAUUUUAUGCUCGAAGUCGAGCAUGGCCAACGGAAAGGAGAGCCCGACGUCGAAGGUUACCUCUAACUUCGAAGCUAGCGUUUUUCAAUCACUAUAAAACCUUACCACUUUUAUUCGAAUAGGUUCUUUAGCACAAAAAGGUAAUUUUCUAAGUGUCUUGAGUAUAAAACUAGAAAAAUCAAAUUCAUGGAUUGUUGAUUCAAGAGCUUCAAACCAUAUGAUUGAGGCUGCAUUUGUAUUUAAUAAAUACAACUCAAAUCAUAAAAACUUCAUAGUUCGAAUUGCUAAUGGGUUACUUUCAAAAGUAACCGAUACAAAUUCUAUUUUUAUUUCCAAAAAGACAACACUUGAUUUUUUUUUUAUCCCAAAUCUAAGUUACAAUCUACUCUUUAAGGAAACUUACAAGAAACCUUAAGUGUAUUACUAAAUUUCUUUCAAAUAUGUAUGAAUUUCAAGAUUUAGACUCGAGAAAAAUCAUUGGCAAUGCUAAGAUGUGUGCAAAACUCUGUAUCCUAAGAGCAAUACCUCUUGUGUGACUUUAUCCUCUAAUAAUAAUAAAGAUGGUACUAUCGUGUUGUGGCAUUAUCGGUUAGCUCAUCCAAAUUUUUUGUACCUUAAAAGAUUGUUUCCCUCAUUAUUUAAUAAAAAUCCUAAUAACUUUCAGUGUAAAGUCUGUCAACUAUCCAAAUAUACCCGCAUCACAUAUCCUAAUCAGCCUUACAAAUUAUCUCAUCCUU